UUCCUUCACCUCUUUGUUUCUUUGCCUUUUCCCCUUCCCUUUCCAUGGACAUGCCUUAUUCGCCACAGAAUUCAGCUGGAGGAGGAGGAGGAGGAGGAUCUUCAUCAAGUUCUUCAAAGGGUAAUCAUGCAUUAGAGAGAAAAGUAAGGCCAGAAAAGGAACGAGCUUUGAGGUGUCCGAGGUGCAAUUCAGCCAACACCAAGUUCUGUUAUUACAACAAUUACAGUUUGUCUCAGCCCAGGUAUUUUUGCAAAGCUUGUCGGAAGUAUUGGACUGACGGCAGCUCUUUAAGGAAUGUUCCUGUCGGCGGUGGCUCAAGGAAGAACAGAAGGUCUUCAUUUUCAUCAUCAUCAGCUGAUGAUGAUAGAAAGAUUGACACCCACCACCCUAUUCCGGCUUCUUCAACUACUUCUCCUCAUCUUUUUGGUUCUUUCAUGGCGGCCAACGGCGGCGGCGGCGAUGACCAGACGGCUGUUAUGUUUCCAGCUGAAAAAGUUGAGUUAAAUCGAUGA
Messenger RNA from Cucurbita moschata (crookneck pumpkin), 512 nucleotides. RefSeq names its product dof zinc finger protein 1-like. The transcript is spliced from 2 exons. Lineage: Eukaryota; Viridiplantae; Streptophyta; Magnoliopsida; Cucurbitales; Cucurbitaceae. The record is from RefSeq and is a predicted model, not a curated record. Gene Ontology annotation, molecular function: DNA-binding transcription factor activity; DNA binding. Gene Ontology annotation, biological process: regulation of DNA-templated transcription. The coding region runs from base 45 to 512 and encodes 155 amino acids.